GGUGAAACAGUGAGAUGUGUCAAAAGCCAGGGAUNANGUCCAGGCAUGAUGGUGCAUGCCUUUAAUCCCAGCACUGAGGAGGAAAAGGUGGGAGGAGGAGAGAGACAUUAGUGCCAGCCAACCUGGCCAACCCUGUCAUUAAAAAUAAGAUAUGAAAGUGAGAAUUAAUACUAGUGAGAUAGAUAUAAAGCAUACUUACNGCUAUUCACUGAACUCUGGCGUAGGCUGCUAGAGGACUCCCAACUCUGUGUAGGCAUUAAUUCCUAUCCUCAGUCUCCUGUGACCUUGGAGGGACAUGUUAGUCGGCUCAAAUCCAAGUGUGUGUGAUUGUAGGAGUCAGUGACCUUUGAGGAUGUGGCUGUAGACUUCACCCAGGAGGAAUGGAUUUUAUUGGACACAAAACAACGGAACCUUUACAGAGAGGUGAUGNUGGAGAACUACCAGAACCUGGCUACACUAGGAUGUCAGCUCAUCAAAUCUAGAUCCCGCUUUUGCUUGGAGGCUGAAGAGUUGAGAGUAGUCAUGGGAAGAGUUCUCCAAGAAUGGGGUAUGCAACUUAACACCAGAGGGACAAUAUUUCAGCAGGAUAUUUUUCAGUUAAAAAUGUCAAAUGAGAUACAACUGCCAAAUAGCCAGAAUGGAAAGGAGCUCUGUGACUUUAAGCCCCCUGAAGAAAUUGUCAAAACCCCUUCAUGCAGUCUGACACAUACAGGGAACAUUUAUGAUUGUGUUCAGUAUGGACAACUCUUUCCUAUUCAUCCUAAGGAGACUUCCUCUGCAGACACCGGUCCUGAAUUACGCCAGUAUGGAAAAGACUUAAGUAUGAUUGAAAGUACAGCUUACCAGACAACAUGUGUACAAAACAAAUUCAUUGAUUCCAGUGAUUUUCAGCAAGUCUUUGAUAGUCAGUCCUCCCUUCAGAGNCCUGGGAGAAGUCACAGUGAAGACAAACUCUUUGAAUGGGUACAGUGUGGUGAUACUUUUAGUCCAGCCAUGAGUCAUGCUGAGAGUGCUCAAACCUACAAUGGGAAAAAAUCCUAUGAAUGUAAGGAAUGUGGGAAGAGUUUUAAAUAUUCUGCCAACCUUAAUAUUCAUAUGCGUACUCACUCUGGGGAGAAACCUUAUCAAUGUAAGGAAUGUGGGAAAGGCUUUUCUAGGUGUUAUCCACUAACUCAGCACUUAAAAACUCACACUGAGGAGAAGCCCUUUGAAUGUAAGNUUUGUGGAAAAUGCUUUAGAAAUUCUUCAUGUCUUAAUGAUCACUUUCGGGUUCACACUGGAAUAAAACCCUAUAAAUGUAAGGACUGUGGCAAAGCCUUCACAGGGCGUUCUGGCCUUAGUAAACAUUUACCAACACAUACUGGAGAGAAGCCUUACAAGUGUAACGAGUGUGGGAAAGCCUUUACUUCAACCUCAGGCCUUAUCAAACAUAUGAAAAGUCACAUGGGAGAGAGACCCUUUGAAUGUGAUCACUGUGGAAAGGCCUUUGCUUCUUCCUCAACCCUUAUUACACAUUUGAGAACACACACUGGAGAGAAGCCCUUUGAGUGUCAAGUAUGUGGGAAGGCAUUCACAUGUUCUUCUUAUCUUCGCAUUCACAUGCGGACUCACACUGGAGAGAAGCCCUAUGUGUGUAAGGAGUGUGGCAGAGCCUUCAGUGAGCGCACAAGCCUUACUAAACAUUUACGAACACACACUGGAGAAAAUCCCUUUGAGUGCAAUGUGUGUGGAAAAGCAUUUGCAUGUUCUUCCUACCUUCACAAUCACAUACGAACUCAUACUGGAGAGAAACCUUAUGUAUGUAAGGAAUGUGGGAAAGCCUUCACUGUUUCUUCACAUCUAAGUAAACAUGUAAGAAUUCACACNGGAGAGAAACCCCAUAAGUGUGAGGAGUGUGGGAAAGCAUUCACUGUGCGUUCUGGCCUUACAAAACAUAUACGAACUCACACUGGGGAGAAGCCCUACAAUUGUAAAGAAUGUGGGAAAGCGUUUACUACAUCCUCAGGCCUCCUUGAACAUAAAAGAAGUCACACAGGAGAGAAGCCAUAUGAAUGUGACCAGUGUGGAAAGGCCUUUGCUUCUUCGUCCUAUCUUAUUGCACAUUUGAGAANUCACACUGGAGAGAAGCCCUUUGAGUGUAAGGAGUGUGGGAAAGCAUUUACUUGUUCCUCCUACCUUCAUAUUCANAUGCGGNCUCACACUGGAGAGAAGCCCUAUGANUGUAAGGAGUGUGGGAAAACGUUUGCUGUUUACUCUCAUCUAAGUAAACAUGCAAGGAUUCACAGUGGAGAGAAAGCCUACACUUGUAAAAGUGAUGGAAUAGCCUUCAGUCGUUCUCAUCGUACUGAACACAUGAAAAGUCUUGAGAUAAAUUCUUUUGUUGGAAGGGAUGAAGAAACUGCUUUAGGAAGUUCUAUUGCUUUAGAGGUACAUCCAAAUUCACAGUGCAAAAAAGCUUGUCAGUGUAAGCCAUUUAUAAAGUGAUUAUUUGUAUCCUAGUUGUUGGUAUUCUGUCUAAACUCCACCCCCACAGUUACCUGGCAACAGCCAGGUAGGCUUGGCCCAGUAUAAAAGGAGCUGCUUGACCCCUCCUUUCUCUCUUGCUCUCUUGCCUCUCUCUCGCCUCUCUCUUGCCCCUUGUGCCCCCUUCCAUUCUCUUCCCCCAUCUCUCCAUGUGGCUGUAGCUGGCCUCUACAUCUGUACUCUCUCCUUCACUCUGCCUCUGCUACCAUCUAAACUCCCCUCUUCAUACCCUGAAUAAACUUUAUUCUAUACUAUACUGGUGUAUGUCUGUUCCCUCAGGGGGAAGGGAUGCCUCUGCAUGGGCCUGCCAUGGUACCUUUUUCCCCCAUAGCUCUUUCUCUUUUUAUGAUCACAGCACUAGUUGACUUCAAAGACAUAAAAGAAAUCAUGUUGCAAAGAUGCCUCAUGAACUUAAUGGGGGAAGUGAUCAGAGUGCUCAAAACCCAGCUCACACAAACUCACUUUGAAGCUUCACAAAGUCAGUAACAUGGAAAGUCUUCACUGUUUCUAUGGUUUUUUAUAAGUAUGUGAGAGAAAUUCUGUUAACAGACAAUGUGGAAAAUUGUAUUUCUGCUCAGUUCUUUGAUGAUUUCCCACAGUACAAUAGUGGAGGACUUUGUAAAAGUAAGAAAUGUGGGAAAGUAAUCAUUUACAUUAGUCAUCAUCAUUCAAUAAAGUGAUUCACAUUUGGAAAUUUUCAUGUAUCAAAUAUUGGGGAUUGCUUGUAUGUCUUAAGAUUUUAUAUAUUAGCAGAAAUGACUUUCUUGGUGGUUUUAUAAUCUUAUUUUCGCCGUUUUUUUCAUUUUCAAUUUUUGAGAUUUU
This is a messenger RNA of Mus pahari (shrew mouse), 3345 nucleotides long. Its product is annotated as zinc finger protein OZF-like. The transcript has 4 exons. Gene Ontology annotation, cellular component: nucleus. The record is from RefSeq and is a predicted model, not a curated record. Gene Ontology annotation, molecular function: RNA polymerase II cis-regulatory region sequence-specific DNA binding; DNA-binding transcription factor activity. Lineage: Eukaryota; Metazoa; Chordata; Mammalia; Rodentia; Muridae. Bases 427 to 2484 code for a protein of 685 amino acids. Gene Ontology annotation, biological process: regulation of transcription by RNA polymerase II.